UCUGAGAGGCCUCGGUGCUUCCCUUCAGGUACCUCCCCCGGCCCAGGUUUCUGUCUGCAGGUACCCGUCUCUGGCCCAUGGAAAAGGGCAAGGGAGACUCAGGGCUCCAGGAGGGUUAGGUUCUUCCUCUGUGCGCCAUGCGGGUGUCCCGCCUGUCUCCGACAGGGCAGCCCUGGGCUUCUGGUCCUGCUGGGCUGGGUGUGCGCCAAGUCUUUCAUCAUCGGUUUUUGCAGCAAGCUGAGCUCCUGCAAGAAGCCAAGAGAUGGAGCCCCCUGGCAUGACCAUCAUUGAAGGUGUGGGGGAUGAAGUAACGGUGGUGACCGGCGUGGUGGUUCUUGUCCUGGCUCUGGUUCUGGCGUGGCUUUCCACUUAUGUAGCAGAUGGCAGCAACCAGCUUUUGGGAACUAUUGUCACCACGGGCGAAUCCUCUGUGAUCCAUCUCAGCCACGUCGAACGGUACGUGGGGAAUUCAGGAACGUCAGAGCCUACUGAGCCCCAGGGGUCCGCUGAUAGUGCAGAAGAAAAAGCCGAAGAGGAAGGGGCUGCUGCAUCCAACUUGGGCCCUGCAGUUGAGCAGGGGGGCAACGGCAGCACCUCUGAGUCCAGCCUCGACCAUCUGCUGAACAUACAAGGCUUGCCCAAAAGGACCUCGUCCAGCGAGUCCGGUGCCCUAGAACAGCCGGGUCAAGAGAGCCAAGGAACCUCGCACAUGUCACACGUCAGGGAGGAGAGUGAACCAGGCUCCGGGCUCAUCAAAGUGCGUCUCAAGUUCCUCAACGACACGGAAGAGGUGGCCAUGGUGAGACCGGAGGACACCGUGGGUGUUCUCAAGAGCAAAUAUUUCCCAGGACAAGAAAAUCAGAUGAAGUUUAUCUAUCAGGGCCAGCUACUCCAGGAUCAGGCACGGACCCUCCGCUCCCUCAAUAUCACGGACAACUGUGUGAUCCAUUGCCACUUGUCGCAGACCGCCAGCUCCCCCCUUCCUGACUCGGGGGUCACCCCAGCAGAAGCAGCAGGGGUCACGGUGAACAUAGGGAAUCUAAUGCUCCCUGUUUUCGUGGUGAUGCUGGCUGUGAUCUGGUACUGCCGCAUCAACUACCGCCAGUUCUUCACUGCGCCGGCCACGGUCUCCUUGGUUGGGGUGACUGUCUUCUUCAGUUUCCUGGUUUUUGGGAUGUACGGCCGAUAAGAGGCAAAGUUGGAGGGGCAGCUACUCCUGUCUGUCCCUUUAAUUGGAACCCAGCAUUUGUUGUAUAGCUUGUUUUAAAUGUGCUGUGACAAACGGUGUCAGGGAAAGUGGCUGGGAGCCCCCUGCUUGCUCAAAUACUAGAGAACCUUCUGUAUCCAGCAAUGUGGAAGAGAGACCCCUAGAUUCACUGUUUCCUCACCUUGCUGCUGCUUAAUGAGACUUUGUUCCUCCAUCGCAGGGGACAGCUUUGCCGGGUGCUGCUUGUGUGCGCUAACUGACCUGUUUCAUUUAUGGCAUGAGAUGAAGCGUCACUCCCAAGGCACUGCUGCAACUCCUCUCAGGUAGAGCUGAGGAGAGAGACCUUCUGCCCCUUGCCUCGAACAUCUUUUAAACAGCCUCAGCCUGUGUACGCUGAGCUUGUCCCAGCUGCGUGAAGGAGUCCUGCAAAAAGAGCCACUUUCUAGCCUGGCAGAAAGCAACUCUGGCUUCACAUGGUUUGUCCCCUCUGCUGUAGGUGGAUGGGCCCUGUUAGAACGCAGCUGCUGGAGGGGUGCAUGCUCAGGCUUGCUUUAGGAUAGGCCAGACUCCCAAGAACGGACUCCGUGGCGAUGAGACAGCAUGUCGCCCUGCUGCGAUCCUGCAUGGUACUUCCGUCACUUUGCCACUCCUGCAAGAGGCUAGGGGCUGCCUUCCUGGAUUACGCACUGAGCUGGCUCCCUCAGCGUGUGCGCGCGCCACCGAGGCACGGGGCUGCCUGGCACCUCCUCCCUGCUUGAGCAGCCUUGCUUUGUACUGAACGUGCUAAUUCUAAAGACCAAAUAUUCUCACUGGCACCUGGCGCAAAGGGGAGGGAAGGAUUUUUAAAGGAAUUCUUUUUAAAUAGGAGGUUGCAACCUCUGCUGAGUGCUCGUCCCUGGGGAGGGGGUAGACUUGUGCCUAGCCGACACUUUGAGACAAAUGUUUAACUUUCUUUAGAGCACUUUCCUCCCCGCCCUUGUUUUCUAUGGAUGCAUUUGUAAAGACAGGCCCUACGGUGGAUUUUGUUUAAAGUGAGAUAAUGAACAUGUUGGAAGU
This is a messenger RNA of Mauremys mutica (yellowpond turtle), 2263 nucleotides long. It is a transcript of the gene TMUB2, whose product is annotated as transmembrane and ubiquitin like domain containing 2. The record is from RefSeq and is a predicted model, not a curated record. Gene Ontology annotation, molecular function: protein binding. NCBI's taxonomy places the organism in Eukaryota, Metazoa, Chordata, Testudines, Geoemydidae. Bases 263 to 1189 code for a protein of 308 amino acids. The transcript is spliced from 3 exons.